UAUUUCCUGUGGGGCACAUUCACAUCUCCUUCAACAAUAAAAGGAAAAUAAUAUUAUAUAUAUAUAUAUAUAUAUAUAUAUAUAUAUAUAUAUAUAUAUAUAUAUAUACAGUGGGGAUCGAAAGUUUGGGCACCCCAGCUAAAAAUGUGUAUUAAUGUGCAUAAAGAAGCCAAGGAAAGAUGGAAAAUUCUCCAAAAGGCAUCAAAUUACAGAUUAGACAUUCUUAUAAUAUGUCAACAAAAGUUAGAUUUUAUUUCCAUCAUUUACACUUUUAAAAUAACAGAAAACCAAAAAAUGGCGUCUGCAAAA
Molecule: messenger RNA, 309 nt
Organism: Staurois parvus
Lineage: Eukaryota; Metazoa; Chordata; Amphibia; Anura; Ranidae
Source: the annotation of a GenBank genome assembly